CGUAUAAACAGAGAGCAACAGAAACAAAAGAGGCUUAAGACUGAAAAGCGAGCAUUUCACUUUGAGAUUAACUGAGAGCGGCAGACUGAAAAAGACAGAGAAGUAAACAAAGAAGAGGUAGAUUGACAAAUAGGGAGUUCAUGUCUAAGAGAGUGAAUGGCUCAUGGAUGGGGUCUAUCUCUGUCCCGUCCUCCGUCCCUCAUGCCUUCCGCUCACAACUCUCUUCAUCCGCUGACCUCAGCAUAGCCAUCUUCCUCAUCAUUGCAGGUGUGGUGUCUGUGGUUGGGAAUGGGCUGGUAUUGGUGGUUUACGGUCAGAGGAGAAAGAAGCUCAGAGCGCACGAGCUGAUGACAAUCAAUCUGGCUGUUUGUGAUUUCGGCUACAGCCUGCUGGGGGCGCCAUGUCUCAUCAUCUCAAGUCUGUCCCAUGCAUGGAUUUUUGGGGAAACAGGAUGUAUCUGGUAUGGGAUGCAGGGCUUUGUUUUUGGUAUUGGGUCUCUCAUCACCACCUGCCUUAUCUCCCUCGACCGCUGCUUCAAGAUCUGUAGCGUUCGAUAUGGUCAGUGGAUUGAAAGAAAACAUGCCUCUCUGUCUGUUGCUCUGGUGUGGAUCUAUACAUUGUUCUGGGCUUUACUUCCUUUGUUUGGGUUUGGUAGUUAUGGCCCGGAACCGUUUGGAACCAGCUGCACCAUAAACUGGUGGAGGAUGAAGUCGUCACUCAAUGAUAGAGUCUAUAUUUUCCUGAUCCUGUUACUCUGCUUUGGAGUUCCCACCCUCACUAUCAUCGCUUCAUACCUUGCUAUUAUCAUCAGGGUGUAUUGGUCUGGUCGUAUAUUGGCUUCAAUCCCUUCAUCCAAUGUUACUCACAGCAGCAAAGAUCUUCGGCUGACAAAGAUAGCAGCAGUGGUGUGUUCCUCAUUUCUGAUUGCCUGGACCCCCUAUGCGAUUGUUUCCCUCUAUUCCGCUUUGACUGCCAGAGAAGAGCACCUCGGGGAAGACGGAGGAACUCCUCUCCCGGGCGGAAUAUCAGGAGCAGCCGUCGGCCAUGGCGGAGGGUUCUCUGACGUCUUUGGGUUUCCGUUCCUCAUUAACUGGACCUCUUCAGAACACUUCGGAGAUGCUUUUGGUACCUGGAAGAACAUGACUUCAGAUCAUUCCCAUUCAGUAGAGCAUCAUGGAUCCAGUUCAUCUGUGGGUUCUGCACAUGGAGGAAUGGAUGAACACCGGUCACAUCUUGUGUCCAUCCUGAAGCCAGAGGUCACACUCAUCCCUGCUAUUCUUGCCAAGUCCCACUGCAUGAUAAACCCCUUCAUCUACCAGAUCAUGAACCGUGACUUCAGGGAGGACGUCUAUGAUCUCCUGUGCUUGAGAGGAAAAGAUGGAGAGAGAAGGAGAGGAAGGAGCACAAGUGGAAGUGAUUCUUAUGGGCAUGGUGGAAGCGUCACUCUCUCUUAUAUUCACAGCUGGAGAAGAAGAAGCACACCUACUAGGCAGCCAUCUGGGGAGCGAGUGAAAAAAGAUUCCUCACGGAAGAGUAGAGGGAAGAGAGGGUCCUGUCAGGACAAUGCGUCAGUCGGGUGGGCAUCCUUGGAUACUACAACCUUAGAUACACAGGCCAACUUAGAUAGAGAGAGAGGGAAAGAGGUGGAAAGAGAGAAAAAAGAUUUAGAGAAUCCACCUUUAGCAGCUUGUUGACGGGCGAGGAGUGAUGCCUGCUGAUAUCUAAGACAAAAACAGUAGUUCCUAAUGCAGUUAUUUAGCUCAAAGUAGGCCUAUCUGUCUUUUAGUUAAAAUAUAGUCUUUUUUUUCUAUAAGUGUCAUCCAGUGUGAGAUUUUACACGCUAACAAAUGCACCCAUUCAGUUUAACACUGGUUCUUUGACACAUGAGGAGAUAGUAAGUAUUUUCAUAUGUAUUUUGUCCUUUGUGUUAUUAUUGAAUCCAGUGUAUUUAUUUAUUUAUUAAUAUUUUAUGUAACCAAAUAUUUUAAGAAUUUUCAUAUUGUAUUUAUGUUUUUACAUAUUUAGAGAGCACUAUCCAUUCCAAAGUAUUGCAGCUAUUUCUGAAUAAAUGUGAAAUGUAAAUAAAGUUUACGAUUAUGAAAA
Molecule: messenger RNA, 2103 nt
Organism: Ctenopharyngodon idella (grass carp)
Lineage: Eukaryota; Metazoa; Chordata; Actinopteri; Cypriniformes; Xenocyprididae
Gene: opn9
Product: opsin 9
Exons: 9
Coding region: 141-1694 (517 amino acids)
Biological process (GO): G protein-coupled receptor signaling pathway
Cellular component (GO): membrane
Molecular function (GO): G protein-coupled receptor activity
Source: RefSeq, a predicted model, not a curated record